This is a messenger RNA of Hemiscyllium ocellatum (epaulette shark), 3728 nucleotides long. Its product is annotated as cdc42 effector protein 1-like. Lineage: Eukaryota; Metazoa; Chordata; Chondrichthyes; Orectolobiformes; Hemiscylliidae. The coding region runs from base 949 to 2244 and encodes 431 amino acids. The transcript is spliced from 3 exons. The record is from RefSeq and is a predicted model, not a curated record.
GUUCCAGCAGCGAAACGAGGUCAGUUUCAAAGGAGCUACAAAAAGUUUAGGUCUCGCAGGGAGACUGGAGACAGAUAGCUGAAGAUAAGUUCACGCCUUUCAAUAAAGAUGUGUAGCUGUUAACGCAAGCUGCAAGAGACUAAUUGGCCUUUUGAAGUCUGAAGUCGGAGCUGCCCAAAGAUUUGCCUCUUUAAUUGAUGAUUGCUUCCUUCAGUGCAGACUGACAGCUUAAAUUGACUGAAUCUCCAUCUUUACGCUGACAACUUCUGAAACUCCUAACAAUGAAAUAUUACUCUUUGCAGUUCCUGCCUAAACCUCCAUCCAGGAAGUUGUGUCCUGCAGAACAGCCCUAGACAGUAAACUACCUUCUGAAAAUCCAAUGGUGAAUUUAAUUUUUAAUUAAUGCAAGAGUCAGAUAACAAACUAUUACGUCACACCCCUCCACAAGCCACAGUGCACAUAAGGCCAAAAGUGUUAACAGCCAACCCAGACUACAUUUAACAUCAGAAACUAUGUGAGGUUAGGAGAGAAAAUAAAAUCUCUGUAUGACCACCCUGACAAUCGCAUGCUUUUUUAAAUUAAAAGUAAGCCACUUCAAAAAUAUAUAGAAAAUAUUUUCUGUCGAUCUGAGUAUUCCUGCUCACGGAAUCAGUCUUCAAGUCAAGAAUAGUGUAAAGUUUUUUUGUUUUAAAAAAACCAGUACAAAUGAUUUGAAUUUUUAAAAAUUUUCAUGCCUAUUUCUGUGCCAAAAAAAAUCUUAAUGGGAAAAUUAGUUAACAUGCAGUUUUAUUUGCCAUCCUUGUAUUACAUUCCUGUGUUAAGGUUCAGGUUGUACUGAUGUAUCUGAUUUUGGACAAGUCCAUCUGUUGUGCAACAAACUCCAUCAGCCUUCUAUCUCCACACUUUUCUUCAAGUCGAUAAAGUUGUAGGGAUACCAAGGAUUCAAAGAUGAGUUUAGGGAAGUUGCCGGUCCUCAAGAACCUGGUCUCCAACUCUCAUAGCAAGCGCAGGUUCAAGUCCGAGCUGACCCCUGACAUGAUUAGCUCGCCAUUGGGCGACUUCCGUCACACAAUGCACGUAGGCCGAGGUGGAGAUGUGUUUGGUGACACUUCCUUCCUCAGUGACCAUGGAGGGGAGAAGGCGCGUGAGACUGCCAAGUCCAACCCGCUCGUCCGAGCGCUAAGGAACGUCAGGAAGUCGCCGAUGAGGAGCCGCAAUAGUAGCCGAGAGAUAUCGCCUCCACCAGCAGUGUCCCCAAUCAUUAAGAAUGCUGUCUCCCUGCCACAUCUGCUCGAGACAAAGAAUGGGUCAGUGGAACGACUGAAUUUCAAAAGCGUGGUGUCAAGUCCAGGAGUGAUGGAUGGAUCAUAUGGAUUGGAAUCGGGAUUCUGCACCCUUCCGAGGUGGUCCAGGUUGGACAAGCCGAAGGAGAGCCCCGCCGCAGCAAAAUCGGAGAAGCGGAUGGACGACUUGGACACAGCGGACUUCGAGCUUCCCCGCAAUGACUCCUUGCUGUCCUUCAGCCUGGACCUGGGGCCCUCCCUGAUGGCCGAGGUGCUGGGGGUCAUGGCCAAGGAGAGCCCCGAGAGCCCAGCAAAGGCCGCGUCUCCGGUGACAUUCGACCUGGGAGGUUCUUUCGGACAGGCGGCACCUCAGGGAAACGACAGCUCUCGCGGGAAGGGGGAGAGGGGCUUGUCAGUCGCGGCAUGGAAGGGAACUUACCAGCAGAAGGGCGGUGCGGACCUGCACCCCGAGGAUCUGAACGGCUUGAGGGGGCUGCAGGACUUUACUUCGGAGCGCCACGUUCUCCGGCAUUGCGGCGGCGCCAUCAGUUAUCCGGAUUCAAACGACGUUGGUGGCACGAGGGGCGGCGCCGGCGGCAGCCUCCGAGCGGGCACGCGGCAGCCCGCGCAGAGGGAGGCGGUUGGCGCUCGCGAGGGCAGCCCGCCAACGGACAGCGGCGUCCCCGGCCGCCAUCUUGUCACCGUGCCGUCGACGGAAUCGUGGCGGUACCGGGCCGCCGAGGAGGCGGACAGCAUUAGCAGCAGUAGCAGCAGCCCGGGCAGCUGGAGGAAGCCGUCGUCGACCGGGCAACGUGUGCCAGCGGACGGCGAGGAGAGAGGUGAGGUGUAUGGGGAGGAGUACAGAGAGAGGCGCCUGUCCCCGGCACAGGGAAUGGCCUUCAGCCCCCUGAAGACUGAGGCCUUUGCCUUUGCGGAUGAAGAUGAUGAGAUCCGGGUUUAAUUUCUCAGCCCCCGACAAUAGAGACUCUAUGUUAUCCAUUCAUUAUUACUGUAGAUGGACAUAUUUUUAAACGGGCAUAUUUCCUUGUCUUUACAGAUGACGUGGAGGCGCCGGUGUUGGAGUGGGGUGGACAAGGUCUGAAGUCACCGGACUCUAGGUUACAGUGCAACAGGUUUAUUUGAAAUCACAAGCUUUGUCAGUUGAAGGAACAACGCUUAGAAAGCUUGUGAUUUCAAAUAAACCUGUUGGACUAUAACCUGGUGUCGUGUGACCUCUGCCUUUACACAUAAUUCAGAGAAGGCACCCAAAAGCCAUUCUCAAAUUGCAAGGAGCCUCAAUGGGUGAUGACAUACCUGACAUAAUGGGAGAGUUCUUGGAUUGUGCAGAAUUAGUUGUCCACAAUGCCAAACUCAGUAUCGUUGGAGGGAGGUGGGGGGAAGUGAGGAAGGUACGAGGAUGAGAUAGGAAUUGCUUUAGGUGACUCACCACAAGAUGUAUCAGUGUUGACUGGGCGGGUUAUUCAGGACCAAUGUCCCAACACUUGGUCAAACGUUCCAGUCUCAUGUGGCCACUCUGCCAUGUGGUCAGUGUGGCCCGCCCAGUGUUCUGCACACAGCAGAGUUUGAAUGCGGGGGAUCAGAGCAGAGUGAGAAAGAACCAGAUUCACAUAAAACCAAUGCUGCGGAUGCUGGGAAUCUGAAACAAACUGAGAAAGUGCUGGGGAAACUCAGCAGGUCUGUCAUCCUCCAUGUAGAGAGUUAAUUGUUCAAGCCAGUAUGACUUUUCAUCAGAAAUUGCUGGAGAAAUUCAGGUCUGGCAGCAUCUGUGAAGAGAAAGCAGAAUUAAAUAUUUCUGGUCCAGUGACCCUUCUACAAAACAGGGUCUUCUGAAGAAGAGUCAUUAGGUCCAAAACAUUAACUCUACUUUCUCUCCACAGAUACUGCCAGUUCGGCUGUGGUUUUCCAGCAAUUUCUGAUUUUGUUUCUGAUUUCCAACAUCCGUGGGUUUUUUUUUCCACUUUUCAUCAGAAUGCAACAUUCAAGAUUCUGCUCUGAGGACUAGGUGAAUAGAAAGCAGAUGUUCCCCAAAGCUGAAAGUUCAGCAACAAGGGGGUACAAACUUAGCUGAAAAGGAAGAAGGUUUACAGGGGAUUUGAGGAAAAACUUCAAUGUAGAGGGUUGUGUGAAUCUGUAAUGCACUGCCUAGGAAGGUUGUAGAGUGGGAAACCUUGCAACCUUUAAAAGUACUUGAAUGAGCACUUGUAAUACCAUAACAUUCAAGAUGGUGGGCCUAGUGUAGGAAAGGGAAUUAGUGUAAAUUUAGUGCAUUUUUGGCGAAAACAAAUUUAAUGGGCUGAAGGGCCUCUUCUGUGCCAUAUGAUUCCAUGAAUGCCAAAACAACCAUUAAACCUGGUUAAUGUCACAGUAUGUUGGCUGUUGGGACGAUUUUCAGGUGCAAUAAAUGAGUUUGCCAUUAACCAGAAA